CAAGCCUAGUCGAGAAGACUGCUGUUGACCUUGGAUCACUCCGAUUGGAACGUAACCUCCGAGCAACUGGCGUCCCUGACCCUCACUGGAAGUGCAAGUUUUAAGACUCCCCCUAAUCCAUCUCUAGUAGAGAUUUUCUAUAGUAUAUAUAAGAUCCCUCAGCUGCCUCAACUGUACCUACCCGAAUACAUCAAAGGAGACACUUUUACUAGGAUGCGGGAUUUCUAGUACUAACAAGGAUUGUUAUAUAUUUGGGGGAAGCUCUAAAACUUGUACUACCUCUCUGACAUGGAUUGCAGUACAGGAAAUAAGUUCCCGAACGACACUCACGUCCAAACAUACGAUCGGAAUGAGUCGACCACUUUUCCCAGUGACGGAAGCGUGCAUUUGUUAUGGAGAUCUCUAAUUUUGUAGUUCCAGUUCGUUUUCGCUGUCGUGGUACUACUACUAGUUCCUUACUUGAGUUGUUCUCUCGUGCCAUGUUGUUAUAGUUGAAAGUUGUUAAUAGUAUCGUCUCGUGUCUUGUCUUGCACUUGCUUAAGCUAUUGUUAUUUCUCAAUAUCCACUUCACUUGAUCACUACUAUCGCUCUCAACCAUCUUAGUAGUAGCUGCACGCAUCCUGCUCGAUUACUUUUUGCCUCUUUCCAUCCGAGCCGAGAAAGGGCUCGUGUUCGGUCCUGAGAGUAUGACUUCCCAGUUGCUUUGCUGCCCCUUCUGCUGUGAAAGAUAUUCAUUAAUACUUCAUCCUAGUUGUGUACCGCAUCUCUAACUCCCCCUCACACCUGGGACUACUUUGAUUUUGUCUCAGCAGGCGACGGGCAAAAAUGCAUGGCUGGUGAGAUCAUUCAACAAGGC
Messenger RNA from Amoebophrya sp. A25, 856 nucleotides. The record is from the annotation of a GenBank genome assembly. NCBI's taxonomy places the organism in Eukaryota, Dinophyceae, Syndiniales, Amoebophryaceae.